This is a messenger RNA of Punica granatum (pomegranate), 2909 nucleotides long. The record is from RefSeq and is a predicted model, not a curated record. NCBI's taxonomy places the organism in Eukaryota, Viridiplantae, Streptophyta, Magnoliopsida, Myrtales, Lythraceae.
UCCAUUACUUACAAUCUUAUCUUAACAAAAAUAUGAAAACCCAGAGAAAAAAAAACAAAGUCUACUAUGAUCGAAUUAGAGGCUGGGCAGGGGUAGGGGGAAGGGGAAGAUCGGAGGCGAGGCGGCUGCGCGGGCCACCGCCCCCUAAGGCGACCCCGGCCAAGAGGUAAUCCCUUUCGGCCGCUUUUUGUUCGAGGUUGUACAUCGUGGAUCAAAUGAAUCGCGGCUGCAAUGGAAGAACGUGACCUUUGCAAGCUCAGAAUGGACAUCGGUGGAAAGAAUAGAUGGGGGUUGUGGUCGUUGGAGUGCCAACAUUGCCCUUGUAUCCACUCUCCCUUUAAUUUUUUGCAUCGUGCUCUGCUUCGUGAUCUUCUCAACCUUAAUAUUGGGCUAAGUUAAGUAUUUCUUUUUUGGGUCCAUGCUGCUUCAUUCUCAAUUCAAUAGGGUGGACAUCGCUCUUCCCUCGUCAAGAUUUCCACGAUCUUUCACGUUGCCAAUGAAAUCGAGAACAACAAUAACUCCAUAUAGCUUACAUUUUUCAAUCCCUUGUCUGAUUUUUUAAAAUGUGAUUAUUGUACUGGAAAUUGAAGGAAUUUUAGAACACUCAUUCAUGUGAAUUGGUGGAUUUGCUUCUACUAUGCUUGAAAUUGUGUUUGUUUUCCCUCUUCUUGGUGAUGUGGGAGAAAAAAAGAAGGGUAGGAUCAGGAUCAAGGAGGAGGCAAUUGAACAAUGGGAGCCUUUCGGAAUUGCGCUCGCCCAGUUGAGGUCGUUGCAAUGCCCAGGAGUGACUGGCGACUUCCUAUGGGUGGUAGAAGGGACGGGUAGUAGCUGGAAGGCAGCUCUCGCAUCGGUGACUUCUCGACCUUGAGGAACCUCGAAACCAUCACCCGAGGGAUCUGCCCCCCUUGACAGUAGCCCUGCCGACCACCGCCUCCACAUAUGCAUUUGGAGAUGUCGCUUCGACGGGUUGCCCCCAACGUCGACCCCCCUCCCUUCCUUCCUCUCUGUAAUUCUAAGUUAAUUAUUUUUCGGUGGACUUCCCCCGGGGAAGUGAAAGUGGAUAGCGUUUCUCUUUUGCAAUUUGGGCAACGGCCACCUCCCCUUCUUUCCUUCCCCUUCCGUCCAUAGCCGCCCCGCUCUCCUCUCCUCCUCCCUUCCUAAUAGUAAUGGCGCUUUCCGUUCCUCUUCCUCAUCGGAAUCACUCUGUCAGCACUGUCUCUCAGCAAUUGCGUGCCUCACGCCAACAGUGGCAAGCGGUGCCCUUGGGACGACGGGGACGCAGCUGCUACUUCCAAAGUAACAGUCGGUCCAACUUCCCGCCCAUUAGAGCCGCUGCGGUUGAGGCACCCACUUUCCCGCUCUUUCAACCUCUCCAGGCUGAAGAAUCGCCAUCCGAGUUGGAGCCCGCGGACCCAGAUUUCUAUAAGAUAGGAUUUGUUCGGAGCAUGCGAGCUUAUGGGAUAGAGUUUAAGGAAGGGCCUGAAGGAUUUGGAGUGUAUGCCUCCAAAGAUGUCGAGCCACUUCGCCGUGCUAGGGUAAUCAUGGAAAUUCCCCUGGAACUGAUGUUAACUGUUAGUAAGAAGCUCCCCUGGAUGUUCUUCCCAGACAUAAUACCUAUUGGCCAUCCCAUUUUUGACAUUAUCAACUCCACCGAUCCAGAGAAAGAUUGGGAUUUGAGGUUGGCAUGUCUGCUUCUAUAUGCAUUUGACAAGCAGGAUAACUUCUGGCAAUUAUAUGGGGACUUUUUGCCUAGUGCAGAUGAGUGCACUAGCCUGCUUCUAGCAACAGAGGAGGAUCUCUUGGAGCUGCAAGAUGAAGCACUCGCUUCAACUAUGAGACAACAACAAAAACGAGCCUUAGAAUUUUGGGAGAAGAAUUGGCAUAAUGGCGUGCCCCUUAAAAUUAAGCGUCUUGCUCGUGAUCCUGAGAGGUUCAUCUGGGCAGUUAGUGUGGCACAAUCAAGAUGUAUAGACAUGCAAAUGAGGAUCGGGGCCCUAGUACAGGAUGCAAAUAUGCUGAUUCCUUAUGCUGACAUGCUCAACCAUUCCUUUCAACCCAAUUGUUUUCUACACUGGCGUUUUAAGGAUCGCAUGCUUGAGGUGAUGAUAAAUGCUGGUCAACGAAUAAAAAAGGGUGAUGAGAUGACUAUCAAUUACAUGUGCGGACAAAAAAACAAUAUGUUCAUGCAAAGAUAUGGCUUUUCAUCAGCAGCAAAUCCCUGGGAUGUGAUCGAGUUUUCAGGCAAUGCACGCAUUCAUCUGGAAUCGUUCCUGUCAGCCUUCAAUAUUUCAGGCCUUCCCCAAGAAUAUUACCAUAACAGUCAUCUAUCUAGCCUUGGCGGUGGAGAUACUUUUGUAGAUGGAGCCAUCCUAGCUGCUGCAAGGACUUUACCAACUUGGUCUGACAGGGAUGUUCCGCCGAUCCCCAGCUUAGAGAGAAAAGCAGCGAAAGAGCUGCAAGAAGAGGGCCAGAAGAUGCUCUUAGCAUUUCCUACUACGUCCCAGCAAGACCAGAAAAUCCUAGACUCAAUGCCAGAAGCGAGGAGAACACUCGUAAGCGCAAUCAAGUAUAGGUUGCACCGGAAGCUGUAUAUAGAGAAGGUCAUUCAGGCGCAGGACAUGUACCAGGAGUUGAUCUUGUAUUAAUUCAUUCAGACAAGUUCCCGAUAUUGAUAGUUUGGCAAAUCGUCAGUCUCUUUCUGAGUAUCGUAAAGAGCAGCAGCAAUAUUCAUUCGCCAUCUAUGUACUGACAGCAGCUUUCUUUCUUAGUAUGGUUUUACUAGUGGGGCAGGGUCUAAGAUAAACGUUGCAUGCAGUGUUUCAGUCAGGCGAAUGACAGGCAAAAGUAGCCCAUAAUAGUGGUGGUAUGAGUAUCGCUGGCAGGGAAGCGACUCAUUAGUGUUUAUUUCA